AUGUUUAAAUACUUCAUUGCUGGCGUGCCCAAAUGCCAGGACUUCGGUCACGUCAAACUCGUCGCCGAGAAAUUAAGACAAACUCUUCCCACUUUCUCGUAUAAAGUUAUAGUAAAAACUGAAGAAGAAUAUCGAGAUUGGAUGAAGAAAUUCUGCAACGAACAAAAAUGGAGGAUCGAUAAAAAUCCGUUAAUCUGGAAAACUAUACUGAACUCAGACGGUUCCUGUCAAUUGAUCGGUGGCAUAAACGAAUUUUUCGAACAUCUCAUAGAAUAUUACAACGUCGACACGCGUUUGGACAAACGAAUAAAAAAACGAAUAGCGCUGGAUAACGUAGAGAGACUGCCGUUUAUGUUGACCGAGCAAGUACCCGUGUCCCGAGCCCCGCCGACAAGGGUGUGCAUAACCGGCGCAGUUUAUCCGUCUACCUGUUACCUGGUUUCUGAGCUGUUACAGUUGAAAGAACUCCAUGCUAAAGACGGAGGUGGUGUAACGGUGUGCUUACACCAUAAAGACUCGAACAAAUACGGAGAUCUGAUAAGAAUUAAACACGAAAUUUGCGACGCUGAAUUUAAUAUUCGUGGGUGCGGGGCGAUAACGGUGGUCAACAGCGAUGAAGAAGGGUUGCUGAACUGCGAUUUGUUCAUCGUGCUUGGCAGCAUGAGAAGGGAAGAGAAUGAAGAAGAACAAUUAUGGAUGGACCGAAAUUACACCGCAAUGAAGAAAUUGGCUUCAAUCCUCAACCGCCAUUGUCCCGAGCGCUGCAAGGUGCUGCUUAUGGGCAUGGAUCUAUUGUGUUUCAACCUGAGCGUUUUGGCUGAAAAAGCCGACAAAGUUUAUUUGUACAACAUCAUCGGUGUAACCGGUCAUCACGGUAUGGUGACGUUACCAACCAUUUCUCGGGCGACGGGCAUCCUGAUCCCGGACCUCCACUGUCCACCGGUUUGGGGCUUCGACGGCUCGGCGAAAUAUGUCGACUUCAAACACGUGAUCUAUCAUUGUGGUGGAUCGGCCACGGACAACCCUGGUUGCAAGGACGCGGCGACUGCGGUGGAAGAUUAUUCAGCAAAUCGAAACAAGCACAAAUACUUGCAGAGCGUACUACAGCAGUCGGAGAGUCUGGUGGGCGGCGACGGCGAACACGUUGCAGCGAGCACUAACAUCGAAUCAUGUACCAACGAGGUGUGUCACCUGUGUAGUUUGCCCGAAAUACGCGUGGCCGUGCGAAUGAUAUCGGAAUGGUUCAAAAACGAUGGUCGUAUAACCGUCAGCGCUGCAGUUUUUUCAGACGGAACAUUUGGCCUACCGUUUGGUAUGUUUUUAUCUCAACCAGUUCACAUGGAAAACGGUGAAUGGAAACCAAAUUUUGACUUCCCACCUCCAGAUGAAACAGUCAUAAUUGACAUGUUGUCCAAAGUAUCAGAUAUUGCAUUCGAAUAUAACCUUGGAAAUAGGUUUAUUAUGAACCCGAAAGAAAUGGCAACAGAACUUAGUGAAUAA
Molecule: messenger RNA, 1500 nt
Organism: Macrosiphum euphorbiae (potato aphid)
Lineage: Eukaryota; Metazoa; Arthropoda; Insecta; Hemiptera; Aphididae
Source: the annotation of a GenBank genome assembly